UCUAAGGGAGAAAGAGUGAUAGAUUGAGGGAAAGAGAGAUAGAUCAGGAAAGAGAGAGAUCGAAGUGGAUGGAGGACGGCGGUAGCCAGAUCGAGUGGGUUUGGGGUGGCGGCCAGAUCGGCAACGUUAAGCAAGAGGGAGAACGAGAUCGAUGUGUCGAGAACGAGCUCAAUCUGGUUUCUCUCUCUCUCUCUCUCUCUCCCCACUUUUUCAGUCUGUAAAAUGUGGUUUGAAGGUAAAACAACUAAUGAAAUGGUUUUACGGGGUGAGAAGGGGUAUUUUAAGGUCAAAGUGUAAAACAUUUUCAGUUUGACCAUAUUUUCAGUUGGUGCCAAACACACACAAGGGUGUAAAAUACUUUCCUAAACCAGUUUUCAUGUGAAACAAACACAGCCUUAGUGUAGAAGGCUGGGAAAAUCUGUGUCAACCGAAGAAGAAGGAAGGCUUGGGUUUUAGAAAAACAAAGAAUUUCAACUCUACCCUCAUUGCCAAAUUGGUAUAGAUGGUUGCAUCUAAAAGUGAUAGCCUGUGUAUGAAGGUUUUGAGAAGUAAAAACAAAGUAGGGCAGGAUUGGCUAAGAAAGGAACCUCCCAAGAGUGUAUCUAAAGUUUGGAAAGGUAUUGAGAAUGCAACAAAAAAAAAAUCAUAGUCAAGGGUGCUUGCUUCAUCGUUGGUGACCGUCAGUCCAUUAAUAUUUGGCUAGAUCCUUGGGUUCCUUGGUUUGAAGACUUCGAACCCAGACCUAAAGAUGACUCAAUUAUCCAAGUUCCCAUUAUGGUCUCAAGCCUUAUCAACCCUUUAACCAAAUCCUGGUGUGAGAAUAGGCUGAUGGAGCUAUUUGAUGAUGAGUCCAUUGAAGCUAUCAAAAGAAUCCAAAUCCCCAUUAGGCCAAGGCGAGAUAGUUUAAUGUGGAUUAAGGGUCAUAAGGGCUGCUUCUCUGUCAAAUCAGCCUACAGAUUGUGUCAAGAUCAACCACAGAGCACAAGUAUCAUGUUAAAAAAAUUGGCAGGGUAUUUGGAAUCUAAAAAUUCAAGAGAGGUUAAAAAUGUUUUUACGGAGAAUUGGAGUCCAUGUGUUGCCUACAAAGGAAAAUCUACACCAUAGAUUAGGUAUUGCUGACACUGAUUGUGUUCUCUGUAAGAAGAGCACUGAAACAGCCCAGCAUCUGUUCUUUCACCUGCAAAGUAUCUAGAGCUAUUUGGUUUGGCUGUAACUGGAGUCUUAGAACUGACAAACUCAAAUCAAUAGCCCUGAAGAUAUUAUAAACUGUCCUAAAACCCCAAACCUUGACUCCACAUACUGGGCACUCCCAUCCAAAUGACCGCAUCUCACUUAAAAUAGCCCACACCUUAGAAGUUAUAUGGUUUUUGAGAAAUGAGGUAUUUCACAAUAAUGUCCAGGAGGUGAAUCUUGCCAAAAUCAUUAGCUCAUUGGAGGUCAGAGUUGCUGAAGCUGUUGGGGAUGUAGGAUGCAAGGAGGUCAGUAAUUGUGAAAGACAGUUGCGCUGGAAAAAACCACCAACUGGUUUUAUUAAGUUAAAUGUAGAUUCAGCUGUGUCCCAGGUCAGUACUUCCAUAGCAGUUAUGGCAAGAAAUGAGGCUAGUGGUGUUGUCAAAGCUUGGGCUAGGACACUCCCAAAAUGUGAACUAAUUGAAGCAGAAGCAGCUGCCAUUGUAUGGGCUCUAAAUCUUGCCAUGGAGGAAAAAUUCCAAGAUAUUGUGAUUGAAGGAGAUGCAAAGCUAUGUUUUGAUGCAAUUAAUGGGGAUGUCCAGAACUGUCACUGGAACGCAAAAACCUUGUUGGACAAUGCUAUUGAGCUCAAAGCCUAUUUUGCUAAUUGUUGUUUAUGUUGGGUAAAGAGUGAAUGUAAUGCUGUAGCUCAUGCUCUAGCUAAGGCUGUUUCUCCCCUUUCUCCUGUUCUCAAGUGUAAUAAUUACUCCCUACCCCCUGAUGUGUGGGAUGCUUGGAAAAGAGACAUGCUGCUUGUAAAUUCUAUUUCUUUGGCUGUUUAAUGGUAUGGAAUGUUUAUCAAAAAAAGUGAGAACCACCCUGACCAUUCUGCCCCAGAAAAGCAAAAACUAUAUUCUGAGUGCAAUAUAACAAUCAUUUUCUGAACAGAAUAUAAGUUAGCCCAUGAGAUUUACCUUCAAUAACAACAACCAAGUCUUAAUCCCAAAAUUUUGGGACAGUUAGCUACAUGUAUUCUU
This is a messenger RNA of Quercus lobata, 2207 nucleotides long. RefSeq lists its product as uncharacterized. Gene Ontology annotation, molecular function: nucleic acid binding; RNA-DNA hybrid ribonuclease activity. The record is from RefSeq and is a predicted model, not a curated record. The coding region runs from base 1584 to 2012 and encodes 142 amino acids. The transcript has a single exon. NCBI's taxonomy places the organism in Eukaryota, Viridiplantae, Streptophyta, Magnoliopsida, Fagales, Fagaceae.